AUGUCCUCUCCGAUGGUCCCCGACUCCUCGGUUGAAGAAAUGAAGGCCUUUCUGGCGGCCAACAUGGAUUAUCUUCCAUCGCGCCCAUUCGACCACGAUCAGCAUCGAAGAAACGUGGAAAAAAUGAUUGAGAUAAUGGAUGAGAUAGAAGAAAUAAUGCCAAUCAUUCUGGAUCCGGGAAUGAUGCACCCAGAGGACGACGUGAAUACGAUUAUGAAUGUAUUCGGCAACAUGAUCGGCGAAUAUAAUAAGUGAGUUUUUAUUUUAUUUUCAAUUUUUGUAUUAGUUUUUUUUGAGUCCAACAAUUUUAAGUUUGAUUAUUUUCACAAGGAAAGUACUUUUAUGGGGGCUCCUACUUUUUGACGGGACAUAUCUCAAAAAAUCAGCAAAAAUGUGCUGAUCAAGGAUAUAUAAAUCUUAGCUGCCCAUUUUAGGUUUUUAGGGGUGAAAACUCAAUCGGAAGUUGACUUAAAGUCCUAUAUGAACCCCUUUUCGUCUAAUUUUUCACGGGUUUACAAUUUUUAUUUUGGCUUAAAAUGAUGUUUAUUGAGUUUCUAAGACGUAAUAGAUCAGUCUUGGCCCAAAAAUUUAUUUUUCCGACCUUCAACUUCAAAAAAGUUGAUUCAGCCCAAAAGGGAAAUCGAACCCGUGCGGCGUCCCCCCUCUUGAUUCCCCGACUACGGCACUAACCACUCGGCCACACCGCUCUCUUCCGAAGGAAGAGACCGACUGCGCUUUUUAUCGUUUCGAAUGCAUGCGCCUUUUGUAGGGAAAUUGAGCCAGUUUUUGGGCAUUUUCACCCCUAAAAGCCCAAAAUGGGCAGCUAAGAUUUAUAUAUCCUUGAUCAGCACAUUUUUUCUGAUUUUUUGAGGUAUGUCCCGUCAAAAAGUAGGAGCCCCCAUAAAAGUACUUUCCUUGUCAGAAUGUUCUUGGACCUCGUCAACUCGACACAGAGAGAAGUCAAGAUUGAGAACGAUGUGUGUCAUGUAUGCCUAGAAGACGAAGCCAAGGACCCCAUGUACUGCCUCCAGUGCCUGAAGGUGGUUGGUUGUGCAACAUGCAUCGCCGAACUUGUGUCCCACCACGGGAUUUUCGUGAAAUGUUUGAAUUGUCAACGAAAGUCUUGUGUUGACAACCCAUUAUUUUUCCCAGCCAAAUUGUAA
Molecule: messenger RNA, 1163 nt
Organism: Bursaphelenchus xylophilus (pine wood nematode)
Lineage: Eukaryota; Metazoa; Nematoda; Chromadorea; Rhabditida; Aphelenchoididae
Source: the annotation of a GenBank genome assembly